AUGCACGCUUCCACCAUCGCAGCUAUCUUGGCAUUCACUGCUGGCAUGAGUGUCAACGCCGCGCCGGUCGUCGGUCCCCAAGUCAUUUCCAACACCCAGCCCACUGAGCUUCAUACGAUCCUUGGCCAUGCUGAAGCUGACCACAAAGUGAGCGAGCUCGCCAUCGACGAAGUUAACACCCAGCCGCUUACAACGAGGGACCCCGAGGCUCGCAUUGGCAAGGGAGGAGCUGCUAAGGGUAUCGCUGGUGGCAUUGGUGCCAUCGCUGAUGGCCUCACUAUCAGUUCAAUCAUUGGAGGACAGCAACAGCAAAAGAGAGACGCCCGCAUCGGAAAGAGUGGUGCUGCCAAGGGUGUUGGUGGCGGUCUCGGUGCCCUCGCUGAUGUAGUCACCAUUGGCGGACUUAUUGGAGGUCAGCAGCAGCAAAAGAGAGACGCCCGCAUCGGAAAGAGUGGUGCUGCCAAGGGUGUUGGUGGCGGUCUCGGUGCCCUCGCUGAUGUAGUCACCAUUGGCGGACUUAUUGGAGGUCAGCAGCAGCAAAAGAGAGACGCCCGCAUCGGAAAGAGUGGUGCUGCCAAGGGUGUUGGUGGCGGUCUCGGUGCCCUCGCUGAUGUAGUCACCAUUGGCGGACUUAUUGGAGGUCAGCAGCAGCAAAAGAGAGACGCCCGCAUCGGAAAGAGUGGUGCUGCCAAGGGUGUUGGUGGCGGUCUCGGUGCCCUCGCUGAUGUAGUCACCAUUGGCGGACUUAUUGGAGGUCAGCAGCAGCAAAAGAGAGACGCCCGCAUCGGAAAGAGUGGUGCUGCCAAGGGUGUCGGUGGCGGUCUCGGUGCCCUCGCUGAUAUAGUCACCAUUGGCGGACUUAUUGGAGGUCAGCAACAGCAGAAGAGAGACGCCCGCAUCGGAAAGAGUGGUGCUGCUAAGGGUGUUGGUGGCGGUCUCGGUGCCCUCGCUGAUGUAGUCACCAUUGGCGGACUUAUUGGAGGUCAGCAACAGCAAAAGAGGGAAGCACGUGUAGCUAAGAACUUCGGCAACGCAGCAAAGGGCAUCGGUGGUGGUGUCGGUGCCAUCGCUGAUGUAGUCACCAUUGGCGGACUCAUUGGAGGUCAGCAAAAGAGAGACGGCGAGGUAGCUCAGCCAGUAGCGAGGGGAGAGCGCAAGGUGAUCGGAAAAGCCCCAGAGGUCGAGGUCGGAUGUAUCUCUAGCGAGUUGGGAUGCACCCACCGGAUCAUCGGCGCUCAGUAA
Pyrenophora tritici-repentis Pt-1C-BFP is the source of this 1242-nucleotide messenger RNA. RefSeq names its product Drf-FH1 multi-domain protein. The record is from RefSeq and is a predicted model, not a curated record. Lineage: Eukaryota; Fungi; Ascomycota; Dothideomycetes; Pleosporales; Pleosporaceae.